Messenger RNA from Aspergillus brunneoviolaceus CBS 621.78, 599 nucleotides. RefSeq lists its product as uncharacterized. The record is from RefSeq and is a predicted model, not a curated record. NCBI's taxonomy places the organism in Eukaryota, Fungi, Ascomycota, Eurotiomycetes, Eurotiales, Aspergillaceae. The transcript has 2 exons. The coding region runs from base 91 to 450 and encodes 119 amino acids.
CGAUGGCAAAUCGCUGAAGAUGGCGGCGUUGACCGAGGAAAGGGUCCAUUCCUAAUCGGGGCAAGACGAAGGCAAAAAGAAGUCAAGUGAAUGGGGGAACGGGGAAGGAACGAAGACUCACUGACCUACUCACUUCACUGCACUCUCGCUCCAUUCCCUCACGGUCCCGACGGUUGGGGAAAUCCCCGUGGGCAACUUCCAUCCACUUUCUUCCCCGGGUCCGGGUCUGGCCCGAAUGCAAACUUCUUCCCCUCUCCCUCUUCCUUCCCCUUCCUCAUCGGGGUUCCAGAUUAUAAAAACGCCUGCAGCUCCCCCCCGGCCGGUUUGUUUGUGCAUCUUCUCACCGCAACUCUCUUCCUUCUCUUCCUUCUCUUCCUUCGACCUUCACACUUCUCAUCUCUUGGUGUGUCUUGGUUCGACACCUGUGUCAUACUUCUUCCCGUGCUGUGACUAUCUCGCUGUCUAUACCUCCUUGGUUUACAUAGACGGGUCGAGGCCCCCGUCACAGUCAAGGCCUACUUGAUGUGUGCCUUUGCUGCCUUUGGUGGUAUCUUCUUCGGUUAUGACUCCGGUUAUAUCAGUGGUGUCAUGGGCAUGCG